GAACAAGGACUAGACGGCGAUAAAUUACUGCAUGUGGCGGGCGGACCCCAUACUGGAAUUAUCAUCAAUAAACUUUGCAAACAUGUUCCUGGAGAUUGCUCAAACCACGUUGAGCUAUCAUUUUCUGUCUGGCUUAGUGAUGGAAAUAAUAGGAAACAGGAAAAGCGUACAUUGAAGUUUACCUUGCGAAAUGACGUAGAGCUACAUCAUGGCCGUUCUGUGGUACAUAAUUUCUUCAAACAACUUAUGUCUGGUUUCCCAAAAGAUUAUGUCUCAUUCAUGAUGCGCAUUCUGAAACAACUGCAGCAUGAGUUUGCCGAGAUUCAACGUAUCGACAUUGAAUUCAAGCUUCUUAGCGAAGAAGAACAAGUACCGAUCCCGGACGCAGCCCAAUACGACUCGGGUUCGGAAGUGGAAGAAGUCACAGUGGGACACAUCCAAGAGUUGCUUGAACAUGCGUUCCCGAAUGGCCUCAGCGUUCCGGUUAUGGCAGAAGCCCUUAGGACCACUGAAGACGAAGUAAUUCAUUAUCUCGGCGAACUGGAAGCUUUAGGAAUAGUAUGUCGUGUAGAAGAUGAAUGGCUCAGAGUAGAUACUCGUAAUGUUGAUGCAGUAGCUCGAACUGUACACGGUAUGAGUUACAUCAGUUGCUUAUUGAAUUGUUUUUUUUCAGGUGCACAAGAUCAACCGACAGUUGCGAUCAUAACAUGUCUGUUCGUUGAAAAACAAGCCGUAGAUGCAUUAAUCGAGGAACGGUCAAUUUUACACAAAUACAAAUCUGGUGGUGACUCGAAUGUCUAUUCGAUGGGACGUAUUGGCCAUCAUCGUGUUGUGGCUACCAAGCUUGCUUCUAUUGGAGAUUCUCGUGAAGCUACCACAAGCGCUGGUUCCAUCACCACAAGGUUGCUGGGAAAUUUCCAAAAUAUCGAACACGUUUUUGUGGUCGGCGUCGGUGGAGCAGUUCCUCAUUUCACAGAUGCCAAGCGACAUGCCCGUUUAGGUGAUGUAGUUGUGAGUGCAAGUAAACCAGAUGCCUAUAUUUAUUGCCAUGAUUUGAUUGUUGAUCGUAAGACAGAUGCUUUCUCAGGAUUCGCUGUAAGGAGAUGGAAUCCAGUUGACCAUAUUAUCAGUCGUAUUGUCGAAGACGGAAGUGAGGAGGUUAUGGAAAAAUGGAAUGAAAUGACAACAGAAGCAGUCAAACGCCUUCACGAUGCUGGUGGAGACUACGACUUCUCAAUGCCGUCGGCUGACACAGAUGUACUGGCGCUACCUGUGGGUGGCGGUAACGUCGUAGUCGUUCCACAUCCCAAUCAGGAAACUAGGAAAGGGCCAGAAAUUCACCUUGGUCCAAUUGGAGCCCUGGCGAACUUUAAACGACACUUCGAAGAGACCGAAGAGGAGUCUGUGGGAACAUUCCGUACGAAGUUCGGCGAGGAGUUCGAGUUGCGCGCUUUGGAUGCUGGCUUCGACUCAGUCAUUGCGGCCAUCAGUGGAUCUCGCAUCGACUCGUGGACUUUGAUCAGAGGUAUCGCUGACUACCAACAUGGCCUCAGUCGAGCCAGUAAACUGUGGCAGGUACGUUUUUGGCUAAAUAUAAUUGGGAAUGCAGUGGACACUGUGAGCGCAGGGCUGAAUUACUUCUCACUGAGGGAAAGCUCAUGCGGCUGCCCGAGCUGCCGCUAUGCUCCGCGUCGUGGUGGAAAGAUUGCCGCCUCCAUAGAGGAUCUGAGAAUUUGUUGUGUUCUUGUUCAAUUUGUGUCUUUCGGAAUGAUCGGCAAUAGCGCGGAAGUCGGAGGUUCCAUGGAAAAGCGAGGAAAGUCUAAGAUCCGUCGUACCGCUCCGUGUGUACUCAAACGAUGCCCCGCCUAUUCGGGCGCCGGACAUCGUCCUUCGGUCGAAGGUCUCAACGUUCUGUUCCAUAUUAUUCAUUAUUCAAUUCCUUGCAGCCUUGUUAUAAAUUUCAUAAACGAAGAGGUUGCAGGAGCCGAGGGAUUACUGCAAAAUGGCUGUGGACAUGAAAAGGAACUAUCUGAAAUUGCUCAUGCAUUUCAGACGUCACGAUCUGGUACAGGCAUAGCAGGCUUUGAACUAACUUUGCUAGAAAAAGACAAAUGUUUUGUCGACGUUUCGGCUCCCACUUGGUUGAGUCUGUUCUCAAACGAGUUCAUCGAAGAACAUGAUCGGUUGUUCACGGAGGCAAAAAUCACCGGUGAUCAUCUGGCGGUCACUUCACACUACUAUUCAGUCAUGUCCAAAGUUAUUGAUGAGUACUUUGGAGGAAAUUUCCACUUCGCACCUCCGAGACACGAGAAGUUGUCGCUCGAAGAAGCUUUGACUGAUCUUCAUAGGAAAAUUGGUCAACGCCUUGGUUUGGCUGCUGGUAUGUUGUGCGUGGAUCUCGGUUGUGGCAUCGGUGGAGUGAUGAAGGAUCUGGCCUCCACUCAGGCUAAUCUAAUUGGUAUAACAAUUGCUGCCAACGAGGUGGAAAUUGGUAACAAAGAAUUUCGCAAGUUGGGUAUUGAUUCGACAUGCCGACUAAUGGAGGGAGAUUGUCAUGACAUGCCGCUGGAUGACGGUAGUCAAGAUGCAGCCUAUGCUGUCUACUCGUUGAAGUACUUUCCUAAUUUGGACGGAGUAAUGAAAGAGGUGUCUAGGAUUUUGAAACCUGGUGGCCGCUUCUUGGUAUACGAUCUAAUUAAGACCGAAAAAUAUGACGAGAAGAAUGAGACUCAUAUUCAGAUUGUAGAAGGCCUUGAGCACGCCUGUGGAAUGCCUUCAUUGCACACUCGGGCCGAGAUGGUGGCAGCUGCCGAGCAAUUCGGCCUGAUUUUCGAAGAAGAAGAGGAUCUCGCAGUGACAAAUGAGAACCCAUUUCACUAUUGUUUUUCACAUUCGCCCAUUUUCAUGUGGCUCGUCGAAAGUCAUUUCAUCAGAAAUCUGGUCAACAUCGCUCAGAAACUUCGAAUUCUCCCCAGAGGUUUCCACAAGUUCAACAGGAUUUUCCUUUCUGGCACUGUGGAAAAGAUUGUAAAUGGCGGUCGACUAGGAAUCUUGUCUGGAUCGAAUAUUCUCGUAUUCAAAAAGAAAGUUUGA
Messenger RNA from Haemonchus placei, 3093 nucleotides. The record is from the annotation of a GenBank genome assembly. Lineage: Eukaryota; Metazoa; Nematoda; Chromadorea; Rhabditida; Trichostrongylidae.